This is a messenger RNA of Panicum virgatum (switchgrass), 915 nucleotides long. RefSeq lists its product as uncharacterized. The transcript has 2 exons. The coding region runs from base 129 to 578 and encodes 149 amino acids. Lineage: Eukaryota; Viridiplantae; Streptophyta; Magnoliopsida; Poales; Poaceae. The record is from RefSeq and is a predicted model, not a curated record.
ACCCACGCGUGACCCCGCUCCCAAAUUGAAACAGCUCCGCUCCCCUCGUCGCCUCGUCGGCUUAGCUGUCCCUCUCCGGCGGUUACUUUGCUCUCCACUCGCCUCGGCUCCGCGCGCUCUUGCCCACCAUGGCCGGCGCCGCGCCCGCACCAGGCCAAGCUGGAGCCGUGCUCAAACCCCGGAAGCGCAAGGCUCCGCCCCCCGCCGCAGAGGACGAAGCGGAGGAGCUGGAGAGGGAGGUGGAGGAGCUGGAGAGCGAGCUAGCCGAUCUGGACCGACGCGUCCUCGAGCACCUCCGCGGCACGGCCAAGCGCGUUCCCGACGCGGUCGCCUCCCGCCUCGCCGCUCUCCUCCCUUCCGCCCGCAUUGAAGUUCCAACAGUUUCUGAAACUUCAAAUGUUGAAGAUGACCAAGAGCAGCUUGAAAAGCUGAAGCUCCUCAAAUUAAAAGUGGAGGCUAAUAUCGCUACAUUGCCCAAGGUUCUUGAGAGAAUGAAUGAAUCAAUUGCCCAGUGUGAGAAAUUGGAGAGUUUGAAUGUGAAUAUCCAUCCUAUUUUUCGAAGAAAAAAGAGUUCCUGACUGGUUGAUAUAUCAGUAAACAGGGAUUGAUUACUGACAGGACAGCCACAAGUGGAUGUUGGAUUUCAUUUCUUUCGUAGGUUUAUUUGAUCAGAAAGCACAACUUUGUUGGAUGUAAGAUCUGUAGUUUUGGUGCUGACCAUUUUGUUGUGGGAAAUGUCACUGUGCCAUUGAACGGAACCUACCUGCAAGUUGAAACUAGAACAGAAAGAUGGAUUUGGCCGAUGUAUUUGGAUAGACUCGUGGCAUAUGUAUUAUUGGAGGAUCUCUCAGUUCUAUUAACCUUCUCCUUACCUUAUCAGCUUCGAAAUUAAUAAAACAGCAUUUCCUAGCAACA